AAGUCACACGCUCUCAGCCUCAAAUUGGGUCUUGUCCUCCGUUUCUGGGACCCGGCACAGGUGGCGUUGGCGGUGGCUUUGAACCUGAGGACAUUCCUCCGCGCCAAAACCCGCGGCGACGGGAAAGUUGCGGUCCGGCUGCUGAACAUCGGCACAAAUCUCAGCUGGGAAAAAUCGGCGCUGCAGACGCUGCUUCCAUCAUUUGCUGCUGGCCGAACUGAAAGCGAGGCCCCGAACCCAGAACAAGUUGAGACGCUACGAGAGUUUUUGGGCGACGCGGACGGAGUCCCCGAAAUCCACGCCGUCGCCGCCAUCGCCUUCCUCUACCUCUAUUUAUCCAUUGCGUCCAAAAGCGGGGUUUUGCCCAGCUUGGAUGUUUUGGUGUGGUCCGAACUUCCCACCGGUGCUGGCCUGGGUUCGAGUGCCGCGUUCUCCGUAUGCCUCGCAGGCGCUUUGCUUUCUGUAUGCGGAGCUGUCGCUUACCCUUCGGUUGAAGGGCAGUCGCUAGCAAGGUGGACGGAGACGGAGUUGGAAUUGAUUAAUCGAUGGGCCUUUUGCGGCGAACAAGUGAUCCACGGAAACCCCUCCGGUGUCGAUAACGCUGUCGGGACGCGGGGUGGAGCCUUAAGGUACCAAUCUGGAAAA
This is a messenger RNA of Sceloporus undulatus (fence lizard), 645 nucleotides long. It is a transcript of the gene MVK, whose product is annotated as mevalonate kinase. Gene Ontology annotation, molecular function: ATP binding; mevalonate kinase activity. Gene Ontology annotation, cellular component: cytoplasm. NCBI's taxonomy places the organism in Eukaryota, Metazoa, Chordata, Lepidosauria, Squamata, Phrynosomatidae. Gene Ontology annotation, biological process: cholesterol biosynthetic process; isoprenoid biosynthetic process. The record is from RefSeq and is a predicted model, not a curated record. The transcript is spliced from 5 exons. The annotation marks the transcript as partial.